Messenger RNA from Theobroma umbraticum, 2858 nucleotides. Lineage: Eukaryota; Viridiplantae; Streptophyta; Magnoliopsida; Malvales; Malvaceae. The record is from RefSeq and is a predicted model, not a curated record.
UAUUUUAAAGAUCUAACUUCUUAUUCAGGCAAAAAUAAUUUUCGAUCCUCGUCCUUGUUUUCCCUCUCUUUUCCUGUCCUUGGAGGGAAAGAAAAACUCCGAAACUCCCCCGCCUCCCCCCCUCCAAAAAAAAAAAAAAACCAAAGCUCUCUCCUUCUACUUGUAACAAAUUUUAGGGUUUUGCUUUACUCAUUUUUGCUUCUCUCUUUCUCUUCAAGUUUUUAUUUGAACUUGCUUGCUCUUCCUUUGCUUAUUUGCUGAAACACUGACUUAGCUCAGCUUCUUCACUUCUUGAUCUUGUUUGGUUCCAUUUUGUUUCAGUUUAGUGUUCUGUUUGAGGGAGCCGGUGUGAGUUAGGGUUUUAAAAGUUUGUCCUCAUUCGGUGAUUGAAGUAGCAAGGUUUGCUCAAAUUUUCUUCAUUCAAAUCUGAAAUGUUUGUGGUGUAAUAUGUCCUAAUUUUGUUUGCACUCUUAGAUAUAGACUGUGUUCGUACUAGGAAUUUGCUGUUUUUCGGAUAUAUUAAUAUACAUCAUGUUGAAGCCACCUUGCAUGUUCUAGGCAAAUCUGUAAGUUAAAAUCCCAGAAUGAGCGCCUGCAUUUUCUACACAUAAAUUAGGUGGAGGGUUCUGGGUAUGAUCUAGUUUUAAGUGUAUGAAGAUAAUAUUCAAUGAGAAAAGGAGACUGUUUUGGGCAAGCAAAUCAGAAUUUUUUGAAUUAGCUUGUUAAUAUAUGCUAAGAGAGUCUUCCAUGGGAAAUUUGUCUUUUUGUUUAGUUUAUUGUUAAAAAAGUUUAAGCUAAAGGUUUACAUGGUUGUUAUUGUAGUUGUAAUUCUUUCAGUCUGCAUUAGAGAGCCAGAACAUAUAUGUUAGGAGUUUAACCCCGGAAAUUUUAAUUAUUUAUUCCAAGCACGCUGGGUAGUGAUAGAAUCCUGAAGUUUGGGAAGGGACGCCUAGUGCAAUGCAAACAAAGAAAAGAAUUUCUGGAAGAAAUGCUUCUCAAGAGCAUGCCAGUCCCAAGGCUUCAAGACCUCAGAGGAAGAUAUCUGAAAAGGUGCAAGGUCCAGAGAAGAAAGUAACAGAGCUAAUUACAUCUUCUGUUAGGAAGCAGAGACUUGCCGGAACAAUCCCAAAGAAACAUGAAGAGCCUGUUGGGGCUGCAAAUUUAAAUGCUAGAUUUGGCUUGCGGCAUGACAAGACUUCUGAUGCUUGUUUGGGAUAUGAUGUGGCUAAUGAUACUCAUGUAGAUCAUAAGGGUGGUGAUCACCAUAUGACAGGAACUAUAUUUUCUCCUGGCUUUCACAAACCUAAGGUUUCUGGAGGGGAGCUUGCUUGUGUAGGUAGGUUAUAUAUAUGUAUCCUAGUACCUUUCUUUGUGAUAUUAAUGCACAUAUCCUCUUUAGUUGACUUUAUUAAAUUGUUUCGGAGGGAAGACUCUAAAAUCCAUCAAGAUGAAAGAAUAGAGGAAUCACAGAUUGAUAUGCUAGAUGCUCAUAUUACUGGGGAAGCUAUUAAGUCUACUUCUGGAGAGGAGAUGCUUGUCCUAGACACAAAUGCUAUGAUUUGUAAUGCAGAUUCAGGAGCUGUCCUUUCAUCUGAAGUUUCAGCCAUAUACCUUGCCAUGAAAAACUCAAAAUUGGAAUGUAUUGAUGAGCAUGGUCAAGAUUCUAUGUCAACUGAUAUCUGUGUAGAGGAUGAAUACUAUGAGGAAUUUGAUGACUUUGAUCCUUAUUUAUUUAUAAAAAACUUACCAGAGUUGUCAUCUGUUGUACCUACUUUUCGGCCUGUGCUACUACCUAAGCAGACCCGGAGUUGCCCACCUACCACUCUUGUCUUGGACUUGGAUGAAACUUUGGUGCAUUCCACGUUAGAACCUUGUGAUGAUGCAGACUUCACAUUCCCUGUAAAUUUUAAUCUCCAGGAACACACUGUUUAUGUUCGAUGCCGUCCUCACCUAAGAGAUUUUAUGGAAAGAGUUUCCAGUCUUUUUGAGAUAAUUAUUUUUACAGCUAGUCAAAGUAUUUACGCAGAGCAACUUCUGAAUGUGCUUGAUCCAAAGAGGAGAAUAUUCCGCCAUCGUGUUUUCCGAGAAUCAUGUGUUUUUGUGGACGGCAAUUACCUGAAGGAUUUGUCAGUCCUUGGCCGUGAUCUUGCACGUGUUAUCAUUAUUGACAACUCUCCGCAGGCAUUUGGGUUCCAAGUAGACAAUGGAAUACCAAUUGAGAGCUGGUUUGAUGACCGUUCAGAUCAAGAACUACUGUUAUUACUUCCAUUUUUGGAGAGCUUGGUUGGAGUUGAAGAUGUGAGGCCACUGAUUGCAAAGAAAUUCAAUCUUCGGGAGAAAAUAGCUGGAGCUGUUUAUCCUCCCUUAAAUUCAAACAGAGGAGACCCUUUCGAAAGGUGAACUUGAGUGUGAACAGUUUGAAUAGGACUGAUUUUGUCCUGUAUCAUAGACAGUUGUUCCUAGGAAUACCAUUCUCUUUGUUGAGGGCCUUUGCAUGAUCAAGAUUUGAAAUUGCUAGUGUCAUUCCAACCAGAAGGAAGAAAAAUAAAUCAAGGUGUAGCCGUGUGUCAGACAGUCUGAAAUGAUUAACAUAGGUGAAAGUGCAAGACUGCUUUUAUAGGUAACUCUCAUUCUCUGAAUGAUGUUAGCCUAGAAAUAAUUUUUUUUUUCUUUUUGUAAUAAAUAUAGAAUAUAGAAUUAUGUUAUGGGUUGAAAAGUGAUUGCAAGUCAUCUUUCAGAAAUUUCUUUGGUAAUUGUUAUCAAAUCAAGAACCUGUCUGAACAUAGGACCUGGAAAUUGUUCGUCUAUUAUUUGCUAAUUUCUUUAUUUAUUGCAAAAUGAUGAUUAUUAUGAAAAAA